This is a messenger RNA of Morchella importuna, 1320 nucleotides long. RefSeq lists its product as uncharacterized. Gene Ontology annotation, biological process: transmembrane transport. Bases 1 to 1320 code for a protein of 439 amino acids. Gene Ontology annotation, cellular component: membrane. NCBI's taxonomy places the organism in Eukaryota, Fungi, Ascomycota, Pezizomycetes, Pezizales, Morchellaceae. Gene Ontology annotation, molecular function: transmembrane transporter activity. The transcript has 11 exons. The record is from RefSeq and is a predicted model, not a curated record.
AUGUCUUCCAAUAUUAACACUACAGGCUUGCCUACUGCAAAAUCUACGGAAGCAGGCUACACCUCCACAGCGGAUCAAGAUGACGUCCGCCUAAGUGAGAUGGGAUAUAGCUCUGAGUUAGGUCGCAAAUUCUCAUUACUCUCGAUAUUGUCUGUUGGGUUUAGCAUCUCUAACAGCUGGUGGGCUGUUACCGGAGCUCUUGUAACCGGUAUUAUGAAUGGUGGAGCAGCGAUAUACAUCUAUGGGACGAUCCUUGUUGCGCUGGUUCAUGUUGCUAUUGGGGCGAGUCUUGGAGAGCUAGCUAGUGCCUAUCCUAACGCUGGUGGACAGUACUAUUGGGUAAUCAUGUUAGCGCCCAGAAGUUACAAACGAUUUUUGUCAUACUUCACAGGUGUUGUCUCCUGGGCUGGCGCAAUGAUCACCGGUGCAUCAGUAUCGCUGGUAGUUGGACAAGGCGUAGUCGGCAUAAUAAUUCUUUGUAGACCAGAGAUAACCUACCAUCCCUGGAUGGCUGUCAUCGGCUAUCAAAUGCAAGCCUCUCCACAAAAGGCAUCCGUCGAUUCUGUUUUCCGUGGAUUCAGCAAUUUCUCCGGAUGGGAUUCUAACGCGAUCUGCUUCUUCACUGGUUUAUUGGGGGUAAACUGGGGUUUCUCUUGUUUGGACGCCUGUACACAUAUGGCCGAGGAGCUUCCCAAGCCCGAUAGAAAUGUGCCGAAAGCAAUACUGGGUACAGUAGCAAUUGGGUUUGUGACCAGCUGGGUGUAUAGUAUUGCGAUUUUAUUUUCGAUACAGGACCUUGACGCUGUCAUUGCAACCCCGACCUUUGUGCCCAAUUUAGAGCUCUUCAGGCAGGCUUUGAGGGGAAGUAUAGCUGGAACGAUUGUAUUAGAGGUUCUCGUUCUACUAACUGGUAUCGGAUGCUUAAUGAGCAUCCACACAUGGCAAUGCCGUUUGAUGUGGAGUUUUUCGCGCGACAACGGCUUCCCCUUCUCCUCCUACCUUUCUCGUGUCGCUCCUGCCCCAUACAAUGUCCCCCUCUGGGCACACAUAUUCUCUACAUUUUGGAUAGCCGUCCUCGGAUUUCUAUAUCUCAUCUCCACCAGCGCUUUUGGAUCCCUCGUCACCGGCUGUAUAUUGAUGCACUUUCAAAUCCCGGUCCAUUUCGGCUUGGAAGAUGGGGGUGGUGGGAAUAUGAAUUAUGUUUCUGUGGUUAUGGCGAUUAUAUUUGUGUAUGCAAUUGCGUAUUGGGUUUUGUGGGGCAAGGAAACCUUCACGGGGGUCAAGAGAAUUGAGGACAAUAUUACCGCUACGAGAAGUUAA